AUGAAUAUGUUGGAUGAUGAAGAUGACCAAAGCUUUCACGCUACGCGUGACGGCUACUCCCAUUUGAGCGAUGUCGAAUGGGAUGCGGUUGAAAGGAUGGGCUCAACCAUGGGCAUCCAUGCUGUUAGCGCCAUGCUAGAGGCUCUCAAUAGAGAUGCCCAACAUGCUACUAUCGCCAAGUUCAUUCAAAAUGACUUUGACGCUGAACGCGAGAAAUUUGAACUGUUGAGACAGCAGCAGGCUACUGCUGGUGGGUUGAUGCACUCGCGUCGACCCGAGACUUUGAAGAUUGACAUCUCCAAGUAUAGGGGAGUCGAAGAGGACUCCCUCUUGAGAUGGUUCGUCGAAUUGGAUGACGCCAUAAAGGCGCGUCGCAUCGACGACGGGGAUAUGAAAGUUGCAUUUGCCCAGUCAAAUCUGGCAGGACGUGCCAAGACUUGGGCACUGGGGCUCAAGUUGCACGACCCAUAUGCGUUUGGGUCGUUGGAAGUCUUCAAGUCGCGGCUCAGACAAACGUUUGAACCGCCUUGA
This is a messenger RNA of Peronospora matthiolae, 531 nucleotides long. Lineage: Eukaryota; Oomycota; Peronosporomycetes; Peronosporales; Peronosporaceae. The record is from the annotation of a GenBank genome assembly.